CAGAGAUUCUUCCUUAGUUCCUUAUCCACUUCGCGAGAUGUGGCCUCCGGCGUUCUCGGACUCAGAUUGAUUUCUUCAUCAAAUUCUUGAAUGGGAACAGUUCUCUACUACUCCUUGGGCAUCUCUCGAAUUGUUUGUUUCAGAGUCGCCGGCGGCUGUUCGUCGUCUUUGAUCGGCGUUUCCAGAACAGCAGCUCUAGAUCAACUGGACAAGGAGCUUUCUUCUGGAAACGAAAGAGCAGCUCUCUCUCUCGUCAGAGAUUUGCAAGGAAACCCUAAUGGGCUGCGAUGCUUCGGCGCUGCACGACAGGUACCUCAAAGGCUGUACACAUUGGACGAGCUGAAGCUGCAUGGGAUUGAGACGGCUUCUUUAUUGUCGCCUGUGGAUGGGACACUGGGUUCUGUAGAGAGGAAUCUGCAGAUUGCUGGUGUUAUUGGUGGAGUUGCAGCUUCGAAUGCAUUUGGGUUUAGUCCUCAGCAGAUUUUCUACUUCUCCUUGGGGCUGUUGUUCUUAUGGACGUUGGAUGCUGUAUCAUUUAAUGGAGGACUAGGCAGCUUAGUUCUUGAUACAAUUGGGCACAACGUCAGUCAGAAGUAUCACAAUAGGGUCAUCCAACAUGAAGCUGGACAUUUCCUGGUUGCAUACUUAGUUGGUGUUCUUCCGAAGGGAUACACCUUAUCCAGCUGGGAAGCUUUGCAGAAGGAAGGAUCGCUCAAUGUCCAGGCUGGGACAGCCUUUGUGGAUUUUGAGUUCCUCGAAGAAGUAGGUGAAUUCGGGCAAAGUCUCUGCCACGGUAUGUAUUCGAGGCCUCUUCUGAAUUUCAUAUCCCUAUAGCUAGUUGGACUGUCUGUGUUUCCGGACUCUGAACAGAUUUGCAUGUAUAGCACUAGCUGGUGUAGCAACUGAGUACAUCUUGUAUGGUUAUGCCGAGGGAGGACUUGCUGACAUAAACAAGCUGGAUAUGUUGCUCCAAGGGCUUGGUUUCACACAGAAGAAGGCGGACUCCCAGGUCAGAUGGUCGGUUCUGAACACCGUCCUGUUAUUGCGCCGCUAUGAACGAGCUCGUGCUAACCUUGCAGAUGCGAUGUCGAUGGGAAAAUCGGUAGGCUAUUGCAUUGGUGUUAUAGAGGAUAGCGUUGAUUUCACAGAUAUCUAGUUGCUGUUACAAUAGCCGUUGUAAUUAUGUUUUCUUCGUGUUACUUUCAUUCGUGUAAAGGAUCAAAUGCCCAUAGGUACGAUACGUUCCAAUGUAGUUACACUAUCUAGGACUUCAACAUUUGGAUCUAUAUACAAGAAAAGAAAGGAAUGUUUGAUCAAAGUAAUAUUUUAGUUAUGAGAAAAUUUCUUGGUGGUCUCCGG
Molecule: messenger RNA, 1359 nt
Organism: Linum tenue
Lineage: Eukaryota; Viridiplantae; Streptophyta; Magnoliopsida; Malpighiales; Linaceae
Source: the annotation of a GenBank genome assembly